GGGAAGACAGAAACAAUGAGUUGGCUCGAUGGGAAGAGGAUUUCCGUGCAGUGGCCUAAAACGAUGUUGAACGAGGUACUACAGCUAUUAUUGACGUACAUGUCACUGAUUUGGACUGUGCCUCUUACCGCAACAAAGAUCCCGUCAAAGUUUUAACCCAACAAGAACGCGACAAAAUUUCCAAAUAUAAAGAAGCGUGCGAGUCCAAUCGCGCUUCCUUCCACCCCUUUGUUGUUUCAGUGGAUGGCAUGCUUGCCCCUCAAGCCAAGACUCUCUUACAACGCCUUGCUUCUGCUACUGCCUCCAAAACUCAAUUUUCCUACUCUCAAAUGAUGUUCUUCAUGCAGACCCGUAUCUCAAUUGCCCUUGUGAAAGCUACCCAUUUAUGUCUCCGUGGAUCCCGCAAAGCCAAACCCUUUGCCCCCCGUACUGGUCCUCAAUUUCUUGCCCCUGAUCCCUCAGAACCUAGUCCUGAAUUUCGACUGUUCUUUGCUUAAGCCUGGCCCCCGGCUGGCUUCCGUAGAUAAUUUCCCUACUCUAAACCCCCUUAUAUAUGUUGGGUGGUGGCGGUGACUGCAUUCACGAGUUAAAGGAACUUCGAAGAAUGUUAAGCCUUCACCCUGACCACGAAGACCUUGCAAGACGAGGGUCAUCAAAGGAAGACCUCCAGGCUGGAGGGCGAGGAUCUGCAGGUCCCUUUCUCCUUUGCUCACAACCGCCAACUAAGAAAAACUAAAUAACCCUCAGAAGUCAACAUAGAUAGACAAGAAGAUGAUGGGCUCUUCUUCACCAACAUCAGCAUCGGCAUCAGCAUCAUCAUCAGCUGCUCCCUCUGGAGUGUUUGUGAGUAUGAGACAAGUGAGACUAAUACUGGCCCUGGUAGCACUAGCUUUGGUGUUUCAGCAGUCCAAGACUUCCUUGGCAUCCGAAGCCUACUUUUCUCAAGCCAUGGAUUCUAUACAUGUACAAUCUCAGGAAAUUGCAGAUGGCACUGCUGCUGCUGUUUCUACUGGAUCUAGAAGAGCCACAAAACAAGAGGAAGCGGAUGAAGAAAGUAAAGAUGCUUCUGGAAUCUUGGACUUCCAGUUCAAACCAAAUUUGCUAAGUCCAACUCCAAAGACAAACCAACCUUCCAUUUCUGCUCAUCAGGGCCAAAGAUUCAAUUUGACUGCUGCAAAACUCAAACAUCCAGAACAUGAAAAUGCAGACAUUUCAGAGAAUGGUGAAGAAACUACUCCAACAAAAUCCACUGCAGCUUCAGAAACUUCAGUGGCAUCCACAGCCAUAGAGAAAGCAUCCAAACCAUCAGGUUGUUACCCCAUCAUUCAGAGAAUGCAUGAGUGGAAUGAUUGUUGGAGGCAGCAUGCCAUGAGAAUACAGCAUAAUGAGAACGCACCCAUUGAAAAGAUGAUGUGUGCUAUACAUGACCGCGACAACAAUAUUGCAAAAGAAACCAUUGGAGCUCCCCUUUACCACAUCGCAUUAUACAAGGGACAAGGAUUUGGGAGGCUCAUACAACACACUGUGGAAGCAUGUGCUGUGGCCUUUCUACUCAAGAGACCCUGUCUCAUCAACAUGUCACCCAGAGAUCCACACUUCACAUGGAGAUCAUUCAUUCAACAAAACACAUACAACUGGGAUACAUCACUCCUACACAACACUUUUCCAAAAAUCAGAGAUCAGCUCGAGCAAUUGGCACAACUAUUGCCACACACUGGAGCUGGAAGUUGGGGAUCAGAACAAGUCGUGUGGAAUUUUACACAUCAUGGCGAUUCACUUGCUUUUGAUUCCCCCGUUUUGCCCAUGCAACACAAAGUGAAUAGAGUCAACUACACCAUGGACAUGCAAUACUACACCGUUCCAUCUCAACGACAAGUUCUACUCUCGCCCAACUGGGCCGAUGCGUGGUUUACACGUGUUCCCAUGAAAACAUUGUAUGAAAAACAAUACCACUGCAACUUUGAGACGCUCAAAACGCUCCUUCAAAAUGCCAUGUAUGGGCCCACCGAUUUGGCGCUGCAACUGCAUCAAAGCAAAUUCGACGGGGCGCUCGACAGUGGCAAGUGGGAACGGAGUAGCAAAGAAGCAACGACCGAGCUCAAACAGAGUUUCCUUGUGCCUCAUACACUGGUCGCUGACGAUGCUAGCCAGAAUCUCCGCAAGAACUUUGGCAGUGUUCAUGUUCGCGUCCAUUUCCUCAAUGAAAAACGAAAAACGCCCAUUGACAAGGGAGAAAUCGUCACCAUGAUUCGACGAUGUCUCUUGAAGACCAAGCAAAUGAUUGACAAAAACAAAAAAUCAAAAACGCUGUCGCUCCCCGAUAAUUGGUGGCUCUUGGCGGAUGACCCCAACAUAGCAGUGGAAACAAUGGGGGGAAUGGGACGACGACAACGAUCACAAGAAAAGAAGGAAUUUACCAACAAUCCACUUUUCAAUCAAUCCAUACCACUCGUCAAAUGGUAUCACAAUUACACCUUUACGGAAGACUAUGCUGCUCAAAAAGCAGGCGAAUCCGUACCCCCCAAACGUUUCAAGGAAUUCUCCUCGAAACACAGCAUGAGCCCGGCCGCACGAGGAUUGUUUGGCCAUGCCAACAUGGCCGGAGCCAUUCAGGAUUGGAUGGCAUUGGCGGAAAGUCAAAUUGCCAUCGUCGUCUCUGCUGGGUCGUUUGGGGCCACGGGGGCGCGAGGAAAUGGAAAAGUUCCACGAGCCUACUGCGGUGGACCUGAAUCCACAAAAGGAGGCAUGGAAAGGAAUCACUUUCAAAUAUUUUAUUGAUUGGAUUGAAUCAUUCAAAAAAUUGUAGAGUGGCUGAACACACGCGGACUCUUGCUUGGCGUCAACUUUUUCUUGACCGUAGUUCGAAUGCCACCUGUAGACAAGAGCGCAUAGUCCAGUCGCAGCUUCUGCUUUCCCGAAUCGAUACUAAUCUACACAAAGAAACAGCGUCCUUCUACUAAUUAAGAACUUCUCAUUGAAUGGAGGCUAGAGUUCCCAAGGGACCUCUGUUUGCGUCAUGCAGUUCACCUGGUGCACAAGACGCAUUCUCCCAUGAAGACACGUAUGAGACCAGAACCGCCGUACUAGCCCUAUUCGAGCCCCAAGGCAGCGGCCACAUUCAUGCGCCCUUUUCCAAAGUAGGGAUCGUUUCCGUUGUCUCCUAGGUCGUCCGCAGAGUUCUGAAUGAUGGCUUUGACUCGUCUUGGAUUUUGUCCAACAUCUUCAACAAUCAGAGCCGCCAUGGCUGCAACAUGAGGGGAGGCCAUGCUAGUUCCCAAGAGACCGAGCAUAAACCAUCCGGAACGACACCCGCUGAUAACCAAGCUUGUCUGGGAACAAAGGGCCCACACUCGUUCGUCAAGUCCCAAACCUCCACCGGGCGCAGCAACUUCGAUUGCAGAGUUGCCAAAGUUGGUGUAGUAAGCAGGCUCGUCGUUGACGCUCGUGGCAGAGACGCACAUGGAUUCCUUCAGAUGGCUUUGGGUUACGAGAUACCGAUAACGAUACAUGUACGUACGCGGCAUAUAGAUUGUCUAACCAAACGAACGAUCUCGAUCUCUCAAGGUCCACGCGACCCGCCAAGUCUGGAUUGUCGUAUGCACC
Molecule: messenger RNA, 3603 nt
Organism: Seminavis robusta
Lineage: Eukaryota; Bacillariophyta; Bacillariophyceae; Naviculales; Naviculaceae
Source: the annotation of a GenBank genome assembly